Tachysurus vachellii is the source of this 3923-nucleotide messenger RNA. It is a transcript of the gene tek, whose product is annotated as TEK tyrosine kinase, endothelial. Gene Ontology annotation, molecular function: protein binding; transmembrane receptor protein tyrosine kinase activity; ATP binding. Gene Ontology annotation, cellular component: signaling receptor complex; plasma membrane. The record is from RefSeq and is a predicted model, not a curated record. The transcript has 23 exons. NCBI's taxonomy places the organism in Eukaryota, Metazoa, Chordata, Actinopteri, Siluriformes, Bagridae. Gene Ontology annotation, biological process: positive regulation of endothelial cell migration; positive regulation of phosphatidylinositol 3-kinase/protein kinase B signal transduction; positive regulation of MAPK cascade. Bases 139 to 3567 code for a protein of 1142 amino acids.
AGGAAAAAGGAACUUCUACUCCCUGUGCCUGGACAGAGCAGUGAGAGAAAGAGAGAGUUCUAGUGCUUCAUAGUAGAAGAGGGAUGUCUAUGUUUCUUUUUGCUUCUCUCAGGGUGUCUGAGCUCUGAAACUCUGUGGAUGUGGACACGCUACUUGUUUAUGCCCCUCAGCCGGGCAAAUAUGCCUCAGCCGCCUGUCUUGGUUACAGUCUGUCUGCUGGGCUGCUUAUUUACAGGCGGUGCUUUGGACAUCACAGACGUGACGCUGAUAAAUCCAGAUCCCAUAAUGUCUUCAGCAGAUGCGUCUCUUCUGUGUGUGAGCAGCGACUGGGCGUCCUCCGGUUCAUCCUCGCUCGCUCUAGACCAUGAGUUUCCUCUGCCUCAACAACACCUAGUCUCCACAGCAGAGAGUACAUACCGGUCUGCAACCAGAGCAUCCUGGAAGAUACGCAGUGGCAUAUUUGGGGCUUUCUAUUGUGAGAUUAAAAACUCAAACAGCGGCAAGGUGUACACGUACAAAAUGCUAAACGAAGCAUCAUUUCUUCCUGAGGCACUGACAGUGACAGCCAGCAUCGGGGAUAACGUGACCAUCUCGUACACGAGGAAAAAAGUGGCUGAAGAAGACACGAUCAUCUAUAAGGAGGUGUUGCAAUCCUUUAAGAAUGCCGGUAACAAAGACUCGGCUUUCGCUCACUCCGUACCCAAAGGGGACAUCAUGGAUUCUGUUCCCUACCUCAUCAGUGACGUGAAGAGUUCACACGCAGGACUGUACACCAUUCGCUACAUGUCAGAAGGCCCGUCCACCUCCGCCAUCACUCAUCUCAUCGUCAGGAGCUGCCAAGCAGGCAGAUGGGGUUCUGACUGCACUAAGCUCUGCCCAGCGUGCACUAACGGAGGAGUGUGUGAUGAUAAAACAGGAGAGUGCAUCUGUCCCCCUGGGUUCAAGGGUCCCACCUGUGAGACAGUGUGUGGUGAAGGCCGUUUUGGGAAGACGUGUAAGGAGCGCUGUAUGGAUGGAAAGUGUCGCUCUCUGGUGUUCUGCCUCAGAGACCCGUACGGCUGCUCGUGCGCCUCAGGGUGGAGAGGUCUGAACUGCAGCGAGACGUGUGCACCCGGAUACUACGGCGCUGGCUGUAAACUGAAGUGUGUGUGUGACAAGGGAGGUGUGUGUAACCGCUUCAGAGGGUGUGUGUGUGCUGGAAGGCAUGGUGCUCGAUGUGAGAAAGAAGACGAAGCUCCAGACAUCGUAAGCAGUCUGAAAGACACAGAGCUGAACUCCGGAGCACCGUACACCGUGAACUGCUCCGUCAACGGCAAGCCGGCACCUUUACAUGGAGAAAUCAUCCUGCUCAGACCAGACAAGAACAUCGUAUACGCCGUGGACACGGUGACGGUGGAUAACCAGAGUACGUCCAUGUUCAGGGUGGACGGGAUCACGAGGGCUGAUGAUGGGCGCUGGGUGUGUCAGGUGAAGACCACCGGUGUUCAGGUGGAGAAAGGCUUCAGAGUCAGAGUGAAAGUUCCUCCGCAGCCCAAGUACCCACCUUCCCUGAACAGCAGUGGGCCGUACCAUCUCCUAGUGCAGGUCAAUAAGGAUCAGUACACUGGGGAUGGACCGAUCACCUCAGUAAAUCUGACCUACAAGCAGGCCAAUGCAUCCACCUGGGAGACGGUUGAAGUGACUGGUUCUCAGGUGAAAUUGGAGAAUCUUUACCCCAUGACUCAGUACAUUGCAUUUGUGCAGUUAAGUCGGGAAGGACCUGGAGGGAGUGGAUAUCCAGGACCUCAGGCGAUCUUCUACACACAGAAGCUUGAUCUGCCCCUGCCUACAGGGCUGAAACUAACCCCGCUGAAUCAGACCUCCCUGAUCCUUUCCUGGGAUUCUGCCCCUGUCACGGAUCUGGCUAAAGACGACUGGUGUUAUAACGUGGUGUGUGAAGAGGCGGGCAGCGUAAACACCGCACAGCCCUUCAGCCUGCCUCUAAACUCCACCGGCCUUCAGCUACACCGACUGAAACCCAGACACAUGUACAAGUGCAGGGUCAGUCUGAGCAGCAGGGCAGCAGACCAGAUCUGCCCCACGGUCAUCGCCUGGACCCUUAGCGAUGAACUUCCCCCUGCUCCGUCCGAUGUCUCCGCCUCCAACAUCACCGACUCCUCAGCCGUCCUCGGCUGGUCCGUCGCCGAGGGCCACUCCAUCUCCAAGGUGAUCAUUCGCUACCAGGAGGCAGAGGAGGCGGCGUACAGCCAGCGGGUGGAUCUGGGGGUGCAGCCUUUCCAGAAUAACAUGCACUUCAUGCUGAGGGGUUUAAGGGCUGACACUGAGUACCUGCUGAAUCUCUGGACUAUUAACAACAUGGGAGAGAGCAAGAAGAAGGAGCAAGUCUCUCUGAGGACACUAACGCUUCAGGAGAGCUCGCGCCUGUACGGCUUCAGAUCUGAUGGAAACAUGCUGUUUUAUGCCAUUCUGGGUUCUGCUGGAAUGACUUGCCUCACCAUCCUGCUGGCCUUCUGCAUCGUGCUGCAGCUUAAGAGAGCCAACUUCCAGAGACGCAUGAGAGAGGAACCCGUGGUCCAGUUUAGCUCGGGGUCUUUAAACACUCAGAAGAAAGUGACGAGCUCGACGCAGGCCGUGUCGUAUCCCAUGCUGGAGUGGAGCGACAUCAAGUUCCAGGAUGUGAUCGGAGAGGGAAACUUCGGCCAGGUGCUUAAAGCUCGCAUCAAGAAGGACGGCCUGAGGAUGGACGCCGCUAUCAAGAGGAUGAAAGAAUACGCUUCUAAAGAUGAUCACAGAGACUUUGCGGGUGAGCUGGAGGUGUUGUGUAAACUGGGUCAUCACCCCAACAUCAUUAACCUGCUAGGAGCCUGCGAGCACCGAGGUUAUUUGUACCUGGCUAUCGAGUUCGCGCCUCACGGCAACCUGCUGGAUUUCCUGAGAAAAAGUCGAGUGCUGGAAACAGACCCGGCCUUCGCUAUCGCUAACAGCACGGCCUCCACACUGUCCUCUCAGCAGCUCCUACACUUUGCUGCCGACGUGGCUCGAGGCAUGGACUACCUGAGCCAGAAACAGUUCAUCCACAGAGAUUUAGCGGCCAGAAACAUCCUGGUGGGUGAAAACUUUGUGGCAAAAAUUGCCGAUUUCGGGCUUUCGCGAGGACAAGAGGUGUACGUGAAGAAGACCAUGGGCCGAUUACCCGUGCGAUGGAUGGCCAUAGAAUCUCUGAACUACAGUGUUUACACAACCAACAGUGAUGUGUGGUCAUAUGGAGUGCUUCUCUGGGAGGUGGUGAGUUUAGGCGGGACGCCGUACUGUGGCAUGACCUGUGCUGAGCUUUAUGAGAAACUGCCUCAGGGUUAUCGCCUGGAGAAGCCUCUCAACUGUGACGACGAAGUCUAUGAGCUGAUGAGGCAGUGCUGGAGAGAGAAGCCUUACGAGAGACCGUCGUUCGCUCAGAUCCUGGUGUCGCUAAACCGCAUGCUGGAGGAGAGAAAGACAUACGUGAACACGACGCUGUAUGAGAAAUUCACCUACGCCGGAAUCGACUGCUCUGCCGAAGAAGCCGGCUGAUAUCUCGUCUCCCCGUGCGGCCGCUUUGCUGUUUGCUCGGACGUGUAUCGUUAAUUUUAUAUACGAUCCUGUGAUCAGGAUUCAAGGACUAGAAACAUUACUAAUGUGAUUACUUCCCCAAGUAUCGCAUCAUACAGCUGUGUAUUCUCAUGUGUGUGUGUUGUCCUGAUGCCGAGCGAGCGAAUGUGAUGUUCUGCAGUCUGAAAACUGCCCAAACUGUAGAUGUGUGUUCACAAUCCUAAGCUGGACGUGGCAGCCAUUUUGAAUGCGAUGGUUGCUGUAUACUGGGCAUUGUGUAAACAUUUUGGAGAACUUUCAAUAGCUUUUAAUGGACCAAUAAACUUCUUGUUGUGAAA